AUGGCUGCAGAAAAUCUUUUAGAUGAUAUAGACUUAAAUUCCACCCCUUCACAAAUUGACAAUGAAGGCAUUCAACAUUUUUUCCCAAAUGAAGUACAUGGAAUGCUUCCAGAUUUGAAUGUUGACGGAGAAGAAAAUUACCUUCUUGAUCUCAAUGCUCUUCCUCAUUCUCCACAAUUAUCACAAUCAAACCAUGUUUUGUUUGAUUUAAACCAGAAGCCAUUUGAUGCAGAUGUGGAUGGAGAAAGUAGCUUCACUGUAGGAGAAGAGAAUAAUGCAAACACAGAUGUGAGAGAAACAAAUUUGAAUAAUGAUGUGGAAGUUAAUGAAACAAAUUUGGAAGGAAGCAUUGAUAUUGUCCAAGAAAAUUUUGAAGAGGAGGGAUCCCAAAGUCAAAAUAAGAAGUUAAAAUUCCUUAGCAAUGAAGAACGCAUGGCUGUUUAUCAUAUUCUACAUCAAAAUAGUUUUAAUGGGAGAUUAAAGAAAGGGGUGAUAGAUUUUGUGGCUUCCACAUUUUCAGUUUCAAGAACAACUAUUUUACGCAUUUGGCGUUGUUCAAAAGAAAGUGACUUGCAUGAUGUAUCUCAAAGAAAGCCUAGAAAUUCUGGACGUAAGAGAAUUCAAAUUGAUUACGAUCGAAUUUCUGAAAUCCCUUUACGUCAACGAACAACCAUUCGAUCUUUGGCUUGUGCUUUGGAUACUAAUCCGACUUCAAUGUUUAGGCUUUUACAGGCAGGUGUUAUACGUCGUCAUUCAAAUCCCAUGAGGCCACUGUUGAAAGAAGAACAUAAAAGAUCUCGACUACAAUUUUGCUUGUCAAUGUUGGAAGAUAGUAGCAUACCACAUGAUCCAAUAUUUAAAAGUAUGAAUAACAUUAUUCAUAUUGAUGAAAAGUGGUUUUACAUGUCAAAGAAGUCUAACAAUUAUUAUUUGUUGCCACAUGAGGAAGAGCCAUAUCGUACAUGUAAAAGCAAAAAUUUCAUUACAAAAGUGAUGUUUUUAGCUGCUAUAGCUCGUCCAAGAUUUGAUUCACAAGGAAAUGAAGUUUUCUCCGGAAAAAUUGGUAUUUUUCCAUUUGUUACCCAAGAACCGGCUAAAAGGACAAGUUCCAACAGAGUGGCGGGAACAUUGGAGACAAAAGCAAUGACUUCCAUCACGAGAAACGUGAUUAGAUCAUUUUUGAUUGAUCAAGUCCUUCCAGCCAUAAAGGAAAAGUGGCCAAUAGAGGAUGCCAAGAAUCCAAUUUUUAUUCAACAAGAUAAUGCUAGAACACAUAUUAGUCACGAUGAUGAUGAGUUCGUUAAAGCUGCUACACAAGAUGGGUUUGAUAUUCGUUUGAUGUGCCAACCUGCAAAUUCUCCCGAUUUAAAUGUGUUAGAUCUUGGGUUUUUCAUUGCCAUACAGUCUUUGCAGCAUAAGGAGGCACCUAAAAAUAUUGAUCAACUUGUGAGUGCAGUUUUGAAAUCAUUUGAAGACUUUUCUAUUAUAAAGUCUAAUUUCAUAUUUGUAACACUACAAUCCUGCAUGAUUGAGAUCAUGAAAAUCAGUGGUUCUAUGAAUUAUAAAAUCCCGAAUUUGAACAAACAAAUGCUGCAAAGGGAACAAGGAUUUCUUAGUCAAUUGAAGUGUGAUCCAGAAUUAGUACAAGAAGUUCUCAGUUAUUUAAACACUUAUUCAUCUUGA
Molecule: messenger RNA, 1683 nt
Organism: Lotus japonicus
Lineage: Eukaryota; Viridiplantae; Streptophyta; Magnoliopsida; Fabales; Fabaceae
Exons: 3
Coding region: 1-1683 (560 amino acids)
Molecular function (GO): nucleic acid binding
Source: RefSeq, a predicted model, not a curated record